CAGAGGGAAGGGGGGGGAGAGGGAGAGCAGAGUUGCACUAAAUAAAUUCGUCAGAAAUCUUCUCCACCAGAUUUUUGCUUUUGCUUGCAUCAUCAUCAGCAUCAUUUCAUUGCCCCGCUCUCUAUCUCUCUUAAGUACACUGCUGCUGAAACAGUGCCACUGUUGUAUUUUUGCGCGCUCUCCCUCUCUCUCUCUCUCUCUAUCUCUCUCUCUCUGUGGCUGCUCUUGCUCUCUGCUUCUCUGAGCUGCAGCAACAAAAGUGUGUGGUUUUCUAACCCAAUUUACUCUCCUUUCUCAUCAGCCUUGGCUUUUUCUUGCCUUGGAGUGGCUAAAAAGUAAACCCCUUUUUUCUCGUCUCUUUGAGGGGGAAAAAAAAAAGGGAAGAAAAGGAAAACUAGCCAUGAACAGGAGUUUGAAUAGAGAGAAUCCAGAUAUUUUGAUUGUGAUGAUUGCAGAAGAGGAGCAGAUAAUAGAGGUGAGGAGGAAGAGGAGGAUGAGGAAGGAUAAAGUUGAUCAGUUCUCUGAGAGAGAAGGGAUGGGCCCUCCAAAGCCUGCAACAGAAAUGAGUGGCACUGCAACACACCAAAGAGAGUACUAAUCCUCUCUCUCUCUCUCUCUCUGUGUAUAUAUAUAUACAUUAUAUAUAUACACAUACAUAUAUGUAUCUGUGUCCAUCCAUUUACCUACUAUCUCUGUUUGUGUGGCUGAUCUGUCUCUCUGUGUCUCUCUCUCUCUCUCUUUAAUAAAUGGGUCCAUUUCUCAUCCCUCUACGACUAGCUCUCUGCAGAGGUUCCUUUUUCCUUGGCCUUUCGACACUCUUUAUUUGCUUUUAUAAUGGGGUUUUUUUUCUGAAAUGGGUGUGCUUUAUUUAUUUACAAGCUCUGCGCCUUGAAAUCUUGUGCUAGAGAGAGAGAGAGAGAGAGAGAGAGAGAGAGAGGGGUUAUGAUUCUUCAUGGGGUCUGAAACUCUGAACUCCAGUUCCUUGGGUUUUGGGUUCUUGGAGAAAUUCCCCUUUUUUUUCUGCUCAUGCAAGGAAAAUAGCUCCCCUUUUGUUUAAGCUUUUGCUCCAUUUUUUCUGUGGUUUUGAGGAAAAGUGGGGCUACUGCAUGAUUCCUUGCUAGCUUUUUCACCUUGUUCUUUUUCGCUAAAGAAGAAAACAGCUCCCCUUUUGCACUGUUUCCCUGGCUUUUCAUUCAUAUAUACUGUUUGAGGGGGAAAGGAAAAGCCAAUGAUUUCUUGUGAACUUUGCACUUCAUUCGCUUGUUUUGGGUUCUCUGAGGAAACCGACAUUUAUUGUCAAUCACUAUGAAAGUUACCCACUUCCCCUUGUCUAUUGAAUGUUGGGAAGAUCUCUCAGCUCUAAUUUGGAAAACCUGGAAAUAAUCUGUUCAUCACCUUGUAUUUUCUUGAUUUAGCUUGGUGGAGGAAACUGCAUUUUCAGGGAUCCUUCUCUUGGUGCCUGAGUCCUCACUCAUCUACAAGUGAUUGGCAGUGAUCUUUCCCUUUGAAUUUGUUCCUUGAUCUGUUGGCCCUGCAUCAGUUGCAGCACCUGUUCAGAGGCAGUAAAUAGCUAAUGGAAUCAGAGUGAACCUUAACUUGCUUAUGAUGUUUCCCGGGUUAUUCAACUCCUGAUUGUUUGAGAGGAGAUCGGGGAAUGCUGUUUUCAGUGGGAAAGUGGUUACAAGCAGAUUGGACAUAGAACUUUGAUACUGAUUUAGAGAUUGCUUAUGUGCAAUGCACUUCGGCUCCUAUAGUUGCCAAAAUAUGACCGAAAACAAUGCAUUCAAUCCCCCGAGGGUAAUGGGUGAUCACAAUGCUACUUUUAUGGAUGGAUUGCUUUCUCAAAUGUCUUCGGUUUCGCCUGCUCAGUCCAAUUCACUGGAUCGGAACAACCAAAACCGGAUAAUUGCUGAAUUUCCAGCCCCUUCAUUGUUGCAAGGUGAACCAGUGAAUAAUCUCCACACUAGUUUCACCAUAUCCAGUCACAUUGGCCUAGUUGACUGCUGUGCACCGAUUUCUAGAAAUGUGGCACUAGAAGGUAAUGCUAUUGCAGAUCCUUCAUUCGGUAGUUCACAUCAAACCAGCAAAGCAGAAGUUCAGGAGCGAUUUGUUGGUGGAACACCUGUUCCUGCUACAUCACUUGCUGCCCUCUUGGCCUCAAGGUGUGGUCCUCAUGACAAUCUCAAUGAAUUAGAAACUUCCGCCCCUCCAGUAAAUCCUCUGGAGAUUUUAAAUACUUCUAUUUCAAACAGUCACUGUGAUGCAUUACACUCUGCACUUGCGACCUCUAUGAACUGUGGCUAUGAUGGAAUGGUCAGUGGUAUGAACAGUAGAUGGGAUUUGGACAAGUAUUUUGCUUAUCCGGGGGUUGCCGGGAAAUGCCCGGGAAGAACUGGGUUUCACCCAUUUGAAUUUACAGGAAAUGUUAAUCCCGCCGGGUUGAUAUCAAUGGACAAUGCAAAUGUGAGCUCUGAUGAUCCUUCCAGGUCCUCAAAAUUUAGUAGUGAGCUGUCCCUUAGUCUUGCCACAUGCAAGCCUUCCAUUGUUUAUGGAACAAGUAUUCCGGAUCAAUGUUCAGAGAUAAAUUGCUCUGGUGUUACUCAUCAUUCUUUGAAGGAAAGGCAGUUUGGCUCAGAAACAUCAUGCAACAGUAGGAAUCUUUCUCUGAAUUUCAGAUCUUCUAGGCCGGCUCAGACUUCACCAUUUUUAUCUGGUUCUAAAUAUCUUCAUGUAAUCCAAGAAAUACUUGCCGAAAUAGCGAGUUAUUCACUUGGGAGUCCUGACCAGAUGAACUAUUCUGCUAGUGCUAUUGGAGCUUCGGCAAAAUUUUCAAUUUCGUCUGGUUCCUUUGCUGACAGAGGACAUGCAACGAUGGGCUCCAGUGGAGAAGAUAGAUUCGAUGCUCAAAUGGACCUUGUCCCGCAAGGACAGGAGUUUGAGGCAAAGAAAAAGCAACUGUUGGCUUUACUUCAAGUGGUUGAUGAGCGAUACAGCCAUUGCGUCGACGAAAUCCAUACAGUUAUAUCUGCAUUUCAUGCUGCAACCGAGUUGGAUCCUCGCUUACAUGCUCGUUUUGCCUUACGAACAAUCUCCUCUUUGUACAAGAACCUGAGGGAGAGAAUUAGUAACCAGAUUCUUACAAUGGUGACCAAUUUCAACAAAGAAGACGUGAAGGAUGAAGAAAGGUCAUUCGAGGCGUCUUUCAUCCAGAAGCAAUGGGCACUCCAACAGAUACGGAGAAAAGACCAUCAGUUAUGGAGGCCCCAAAGAGGCCUGCCAGAAAGAUCUGUCUCGGUUUUACGAGCAUGGAUGUUUCAGAAUUUUCUUCAUCCGUAUCCUAAAGAUGCAGAGAAGCAUUUACUUGCAGUGAAGAGUGGGUUGACAAGGAGCCAGGUAUCGAAUUGGUUCAUAAACGCUCGCGUUCGGCUGUGGAAGCCGAUGAUCGAGGAAAUGUACGCAGAGAUGAACCCGAGAAAAGGGCGGAGGAUCGACGACGAAAACGACAGCAGCCGUAGGAACCCAGUGAGCACCAACAGCCGAAGAUUCAAUGUGUGAAUUGACAGGGGAACACAAGAUUCAAGGUACUGAAAGAGAGGCCAAGAAGUACUAGUUUUGAAGAAGAUUGAAUUGGAAAAUAUUACGGGUUGUAGACAUGGGUGCAAGUGUAUAUACUAUAUAUGUUUAGGUACCAAGUUGCAAGUUCUAUUAAA
Molecule: messenger RNA, 3710 nt
Organism: Diospyros lotus (date-plum)
Lineage: Eukaryota; Viridiplantae; Streptophyta; Magnoliopsida; Ericales; Ebenaceae
Exons: 5
Coding region: 1735-3555 (606 amino acids)
Biological process (GO): regulation of transcription by RNA polymerase II
Molecular function (GO): DNA-binding transcription factor activity, RNA polymerase II-specific; RNA polymerase II cis-regulatory region sequence-specific DNA binding
Source: RefSeq, a predicted model, not a curated record